AUGACUACAAGAGAUUCUCGCCCUCCUAAGAGGGUUGCUAUUGUGGGAGGUGGAAUUGCCGGUAUUGCUUGUCUCUGGGGUUUGCGGGACUCCAACUACGAAGUGCACCUAUAUGAAGCCGAUGACCGACUCGGCGGGCAUGCAAAUUCCGUCCCGUUUCACGGAAAUGGCAUCGUGAGAGACGUUGACACAGCCUUUGUCGUUACGAAUGAGGAAAGCUACCCACAAUUCAGCGCCUUUAUCAAAGCCCUUGGUGUUGAGACAAUUGCUACCGACAUGUCUUUCAGUGUCUCGGAUAGUGAUGGUUUCAGGCAGUGGGGAAGUGCAUCGUUCUGGAGCUUCGUUGGCUGCUUUUCGAAUUUGUUCAGACCGUGGUUCUGGAGGCUUGUAUUUGACAUUGUGCGGUUUAACCAUUUCGCAACAGAUAUCCUUCAUGAAAAGGCGGAGUGCAGCAAAUCGGACGAACUUGAGUCGAUCGGGGAAUAUCUGACUCGACAGCGAUACUCCCGACAGUUCAAGCGAUAUUAUCUUAUCCCCAUGGUGGCGGCUCCAUGGUGCCUUGAUCCCGAGGAGGCUGCACGUACAUUCCCGGCGGAGACGUUGAUCCGGUUCAUGUCACAGCAUCGCGUGUUGGACACUCUUACCCAUAAACUGCAGUGGCGCAGCUUCGGCAAUGGGUCCAAAUCAUACAUAGAAGCUUUUGUGAGAGAAAUGCAGAAAAACCAUCAUUUGCAUCUAGGGACAACAGUACAAAGUGUAACGAGAAACCCAGAUUCUCACGUGUCCAUCAUCACACGCACUGGAGUUGAAGAGAGGUUCGAUCGUGUUGUACUGGCUGUGCAUGCUGAAAUUGCGCUGCAAAUGCUGGGCGAUGAGAUCAGCACUGUGGAAGCUGAUGUCCUAGGAGCAUUUGAGACUAGCAGGACUGUUUGUGUACUUCAUUCGGACGAAACCGUUCUCCCCCAGCGACCGUCGGCCCGUCUGUCCUGGAACUGUAUCCUCCGAAGCCCCCAUGCUUGCAGGGAUCACUUUCACCCGGUCACUCGGCCAUCAUGGAUGGCAAGCGAUGUAAGUGGCUUUUCUGUAACAUACGACCUGAACAGACUCCAGGCGAUUCCUGGUCCAGGAGAAGAGGGGAGUCUAGGCCGGGUGCUGGUGACUAUGAACCCAAUGACCGCCCCCGGCCAAGCUCGCAGCUGGCACCUGUACCGUCAUCCCAAAAUUACCUCCAAGAGUGUUCGGGCUCUCAAGCGUCUUCAUUUGUUGAGGACCGGCGGCAAUGUCAGUUUUGCAGGGGCAUGGAUGGGGUAUGGGUUUCACGAGGAUGGCUUUGUCGCUGGCUUGCAGGUGGCGAAGGAGAUAAUUGGAGGGGAUUGUGACACCUUUGCUGACGUUGAGACAACUGAGGAGGAGUGCAGGCCGACUUGGACCCGUUAUUUAGUACGGGGGAUUGUUAGGGUCGUGCAAGGGCUGAUAGAGAGAAUGGAAUUGCCUUGGUUGGCCGCGCGGGGUCAGUAG
Messenger RNA from Aspergillus bombycis, 1518 nucleotides. Its product is annotated as NAD(P)/FAD-dependent oxidoreductase. Lineage: Eukaryota; Fungi; Ascomycota; Eurotiomycetes; Eurotiales; Aspergillaceae. The transcript is spliced from 4 exons. The record is from RefSeq and is a predicted model, not a curated record. Gene Ontology annotation, molecular function: oxidoreductase activity. The coding region runs from base 1 to 1518 and encodes 505 amino acids.